AUGACGCCGAACACAAGAACAUUGGUGAAUGCUGCAUCAGGAGGGUCCUUAAAAACAAAAACUCCAGAGGAAGCCUUGGAAUUACUAGAGUCUCUAGCCUCUCAGGAGUAUGAUAAUGCUCCAGUACCACAGAGAAGAGCGGGGAUUAUGAAGCUUGAUGGCUAUGAUGCCAUCUUAGCUCAGAAUGAACAGAUUUUACAAAUUAACAAGAAACAACAAGAACAACUAGAUGCUCUCACAAAGCAAUUUACCAGUUCUCAAGUCUCUUCUGUUAAUAAUAUUAAAAUAACUUGUGGUAUUUGUGCAGGUGCUCAUGCUACUGAAGACUGCAAGGCACCCGAAACUGCAGAUGUUAAUGGAAUUUGGCAUGAUCAGAAAGUUCCAUAUAACCCAGGGAGGAACCAAUACGGCAAUAACCAGAAUCAAGGGUGGAGAAAUAAAAAUCAACAUCCAGGAUUCAGUUAUAGCUCGAAUCAUCAGCUAAAUCCUCCUAUGCCAGCACCACAGCAACCUCCACAACAAUCAGAGUGGGAGAAGGCCUUUGCACAACUAUCCAAAACCACAUCAGACUAUGUUCAAAGUACCAAUGCAUUCAGGGAAGACACUUCAGCCUUUAUGCAAGAAACCAGGGCCUCAUUCAGGAAUCAAGAAGCCUCAAUCCGGAAUCUAGAAACUCAGAUUGGUCAAUUGUCAAGGCAGUUCAACGAAAGAACCCAAGGCACCUUCCCAAGUAAUACAGACGUUAAUCCUAAUGCACACUGCAAGGCCAUUACCACUAGAAGUGGCAUUGUAAUUGAACCUGUGAUUAAGCCUUCAGUAGAGAAAAAGAAAGCUGAGGGAUCUGCCAUUGAAGAAGAAAAAGAGAAGGAAGUUGACAAAGAGCCUGCUGCAGAGAAAGCUGUUCCUGAAAAGAAAGAGUUCAAAUGGGAGAAAAAGAAAGCUCAAGAAAGACAAGAAAAGCCAUUGGAGCUCUCACCUUAUGCAAAAAUUCCAUAUCCGCAGAGGUUCAGAGAGAAAAUCAAAAAGCAGCAGUAUUCGAAGUUCCUUGAUAUCUUCAAAAAGCUACAAAUCAAUAUUCCAUUUGCUCAAGCCUUGGAGAACAUGCCGAAUUACGCAAAGUUCAUGAAAGAUCUCUUAUCGAAGAAACGUAAACUGAAAGAAUGUGAAACAGUGACGUUCACGGAAGAGUGUAGUGCUAUAAUUCAGAAAAAGUUGCCUCCAAAACUUGAAGAUCCUGGAAGUUUCAGCAUUCCCAUAGAAAUUGGCAACAUUGAUGUGGGAAAGGCGUUAUGUGACUUGGGAGCUAGUAUUAACCUUAUGCCAUUAUCCAUCUGCAAGGCUCUGGGGAUUCAUGAAUUAAAGCCGACAAAAGUUUCACUACAGUUAGUUGACAGAUCUACCAGAAGGCCAGAUGGAGUCAUUGAAGAUAUUUUGGUAAAAAUUGAUAAAUUCAUAUUCCCUGCAGACUUUGUCAUCUUAGACAUGAAAGAGGAUGCUGAAAUCCCAUUACUUUUGGGAAGACCCUUCUUAGCCACUGCAAGAGCUUUGGUUGAUGUGGAGCAGGGAAAGUUGAUGUUACGGGUUAAUGAUGAAACUGUAACAAUUGAUGUUCUUGAAUCUAUGAAACAUCCUUCCGACGGAGGAGAUUGCUUCAAGGUUGAUGUGAUCAAUGUUGCAGUGAUAGACACAGUUGAUGAAAUACUUCAGCCACUGAUGGAAUUGGAGUCAUUAGAAGGAGAUCUACUGCACAAUACAACUGAA
Messenger RNA from Gastrolobium bilobum, 1761 nucleotides. RefSeq lists its product as uncharacterized. The annotation marks the transcript as partial. NCBI's taxonomy places the organism in Eukaryota, Viridiplantae, Streptophyta, Magnoliopsida, Fabales, Fabaceae. The transcript has a single exon. The record is from RefSeq and is a predicted model, not a curated record.